GUCUCGAAUCCUCGUUUCGUCCGCCUGUCUGUGUCCUCGCCUCUCCUCGCCCUACCCCACCUUCAACUAUCAAAUAUGCCGAACGAAGGCCUUGGAGUCCCUGUCAAACUGUUACACGAGUCCCUGGGGCACAUUAUCACUGUUGAGCUGAAGACGGGGCAAUUGUAUCGGGGCAAGCUCGCUGAAGCGGAGGACAACCUCAAUAUAUCAUUGAAAGACAUCACAGUCACUGGCAGAGAUGGUCGUGUAUCUCAGUUAGACCAGGUCUACAUCAGGGGAAGUAUGGUCAGAUUUUUCAUCGUCCCAGAUAUGUUGCAGAAUGCACCAAUGUUCAAGCGUGUCGGCCCGAACGCUAUGAAGGGCAGAGGUAUCGGUACAGCGCGUGGGCGUGCCACUAUUAUGCGGGCGAAUGCGCGCCGCGGUCGGGGUAUGCCUGCUGCUCGGGGAAUCAGACGGUAAAAACUCAAUCAGUAGCAUGUACCUUUACUACCAUUCGUGACUCUGCAUUGCCUGUCCAUUUAUGUUGUAUCAUCUCUCUCAAAAUAAUGCAGAAUAGCUGCCAGCUGCUCCGGUACUCGGUAAGACCUACCUGCGCC
This is a messenger RNA of Gloeophyllum trabeum ATCC 11539, 596 nucleotides long. Its product is annotated as Sm-like ribonucleoprotein. Gene Ontology annotation, molecular function: RNA binding. Gene Ontology annotation, biological process: spliceosomal snRNP assembly; RNA processing. The transcript has 5 exons. Bases 76 to 459 code for a protein of 127 amino acids. NCBI's taxonomy places the organism in Eukaryota, Fungi, Basidiomycota, Agaricomycetes, Gloeophyllales, Gloeophyllaceae. The record is from RefSeq and is a predicted model, not a curated record. Gene Ontology annotation, cellular component: U4 snRNP; U2 snRNP; spliceosomal tri-snRNP complex.